Molecule: messenger RNA, 1944 nt
Organism: Poecilia latipinna (sailfin molly)
Lineage: Eukaryota; Metazoa; Chordata; Actinopteri; Cyprinodontiformes; Poeciliidae
Product: fibroblast growth factor 4A-like
Exons: 4
Coding region: 708-1427 (239 amino acids)
Molecular function (GO): growth factor activity
Source: RefSeq, a predicted model, not a curated record
UUUAGUUGUUUAUAACUUAGUAACAUUCUUAAAUUCAACAGAUUGUCUUGUCUGAAAGUCCAUUUGUUAAAUGUGUGGUGCUCCGUAUUUCAACCAUGGUACAAAAGUCAGUGGAAACCAGUCUGUUAGUCUGAACUUAAACUCUUUUUGAAAUCCACAAACACUUUAAAAGUUUGUAGUUUUCCCUUGCAGCCUCGUUUCGCUGACUCUGGAUAGAUUACAAAAUCAACUUGAAACCCUUUUUAUUUUCCUAGGCUUUCAUACCAUAAUCUUAUACUUGUUUUAUUCUUUGUAUAAUUUUAAGGUUGAUUUUUUUUUUUAUUGUACAACACCACGACAUUCUUCCCAUCAGUUCAGGUCCAUAAACUGCAGUCUUCUCACAGAACAAACCUGUCCAGGUCAGAGUUAUGCUCCAACUCUUCCCUGCGUUUUUGCUCCUUGUCAUGUGAUCAUAUUUGUCUUCCUGAGUUAUACUUGCUGUAUAUCACCGCAGCACAGCUCGCUAUAUCAUCUCUCUGAUUGUGACGCUAAACAGACAGCUUCCAUCUUUCUCUCCAGUCCACUUCCUGCAGUAAUCUGCAGUCUGGACCUCUUGAGCUAUCUGACACUUGCUGAUCUGUCUGUCCUAAAGAACAACAUGGUGCUCUCUUCAGUAAUCGUGUUUCAAAUGUGCUGUUAGACUUUCUGAUAUAGACCUGAUAAUCACCAUGCUGUCUCUUAGGCGUGUCCCUGUCGGCAAGCGCAGUAGAGUAGAAAUAGGCAUUGAUAAACGGAGGAAAAGACGACGGGACAUCAUUCAGGGUUCCAUAUGUACAGUCAGGACUGUGUAUCCAGGCUUGCUGCUGUUCCCAGAGGACAUGACCUCAGUCCUGCCUGGCCUUCUGUUGCUUUUGAUGUUACCAGUAUAUGGUCAGCUAGUGGGAGCAAAGAAGUCAGAAGAGGCUGAAGAGCAAAGUUCCCGCCUGCGGGGCCUCUGGAAGCUGCACUUUAGGGCAUCCAGGCUGAAAGGAAAAGGAUCAAGCUCCAGCCCAGUCAAUGAAGUGGCCAAACAGCUUCUGCUCUACUGCCGGGCCGGAAUUGGCUACCACCUUCAGAUCCUGCCCAAUGGCUCAGUGGGGGGAGUCCAUAGACCGACUCCUUACUGCUGGCUGAAGGUGUUUGCUGUGAGGCGUGGAGUGGUGGGAAUCAGAGGGUUGACGAGUGGCUUGUACCUGUGUAUGAGUGGGCAAGGACUGGCAUAUGGAGAGGAGCCGUUUUCUGACAACUGUCUGUUCAAGGAAAAUGUGGAAGAAAAUCACUACACCACCUACUCUUCUCUGUCCCACCCAGGCAACUACCUGGCAAUUUCCCACAGAGGACAGCUCAGGAGGGGCAACAGUGUGGGCCCAAAUCAGUCCUGUGCUCAUUUCUUACCAAGGAGAGCAUGACGUCUGCCCAUUAGCUCCUGAACCUAUGACAAAGUUGAUGCUUGUUAUUGAAUAGCAUCCCUGGGUUUUUAGAUAAGCUACAUUCCCCAAACCACCCUGCUCUCAAGCAACUCCACUGACUUCUCACCCAUUUCUGCACCGAGUUCAAAAUUGUCUUAACAUUCAAAGCCAUCCUUAUGUUACUCGUCUCUUUCACAUUUAAACACCGUCUCACAUCCUUCAUUCCUCUUUUGACUCACUUCUCUGUUCGCCACGUCCUCGGCCGUCCAACCCGGGUCUACUCACCACCUGGAUCUCUGAACAUCAUCGCUGAACAUUUUCAAAGCUCUUCACAAAACUCAUCUGUUCAGAUUAGCUUAUCCCACUUCACCGUCACAACAUAAACACUUGUUUUGUAUUUUAUACGUCUUUCUAGCACUUUUUAACCUUUGUUCAUGAUGUGCUGUUUUUAUUUUAUUAAUGUAAAGUGACCUUGAAAAUCUUGAAAGGUGCUUAUAAAUAAAAUAGAUUGUUAUUA